Molecule: messenger RNA, 5147 nt
Organism: Meleagris gallopavo (turkey)
Lineage: Eukaryota; Metazoa; Chordata; Aves; Galliformes; Phasianidae
Gene: TGS1
Product: trimethylguanosine synthase 1
Biological process (GO): 7-methylguanosine cap hypermethylation
Cellular component (GO): nucleus
Molecular function (GO): RNA cap trimethylguanosine synthase activity
Source: RefSeq, a predicted model, not a curated record
CAGUUCCGGCGGAAGGAAGACGGCAGGGCCGUGUUGCGGCGUGGGCUCGGGAUGGUGCAGGACCCGCGGGGACAGCUGGUGGCCGAGCUGCUGCUGUCGGGCGGGGGCGGCGGGUGGCAUCGUGUGCCUCUGCUCCCGCGCCUUCGUGGAGGAUCGGAAGUUAUAUAAGCUGGGAUUGAAAGGAUUUUAUAUCAGAGAUGACGAUGAGAGUACGGGAGAGGAACAAGGAUCUGAGCGGGAAAAUGGUUGUCCCAGUGUGACAUUGGGAGUGGACAUUGAUUGUGCUCUGGACCUGGAAGAAGCUGAACUGGACUCGGAGGCUGAGCUUAUGAAGAGCAUGGGGUUACCUCUUCACUUUGGUGGGCACUCAGCUCACAGGGACUUUGUGGCAAAAGAAAAAUAUAGAAAGAGAAGUAACAUGAAGUUUAUGAAAAAGAAAAAGAAGAAGAGAAAAGAGUUACAGCAAAAACACCAGGAUAAAAUGGAGCAGAGAUGCCAGGAUCACACUUGUGGUGAUCAUAAGCAGUCCAUCUCAGAUGAGCCAGCCUCAGCUACAGAGCAAAGUGCAAAAAACAGCCAAUCUCAGAUUGCAGGUGAAGGGAACUGUGGAAUUUCAGAGAGUCUCGUUAAUGAAGCCUUACCCAUUGAACAGAAAUGGGAGAAGUAUUGGAACGAGUAUGGAGAGGGCCUUCUUUGGCAAAGCUGGCUGGAGAAGCAUAAAGAUGUCUCAUCACCUGAAGCCAUGACAGCAUCUGAGCCUUGGAACAGUCCAGACACCAAGGAGGAGUGGGAGCAGCAUUAUAGUGAACUGUACUGGUAUUACUGGGAACAGUUUCAGUACUGGACAAAUCAGGGGUGGACGACGGAGAGCUCACAUGCUGACAGUGUUCAGCUGAAUGGGGUUAUGCAGGAGACUGAUCUUUUGCAAGAAAUGAACCUGGUCAGCCCAGAGGCUGAAGGCAGCAAAGUGCUGAUCUUGGAGCUGUCUCCUUCUCACACCAGAAGUGAGGAAACACUCACUUCAAGUGUUGAGCCCCAUGAUGAGAUAAUCUCUGGGAUUUGUAAUUUAAACCUAAAUUUGGAUGCGUUGGAGCAGAGCAGUGCACUUUUAACAGUAACCAAUGAAGAUCUUCAAGAACACAGUUCAUGUAACAGUGAAAGCCAGAGUCCCUGUGUUUCAAGCCAGAAGGAACCAUGUGAUGGAGGAACCAGGAAAAGGAGAGCAUCUUGUGAAAAUAGAAGUAUUAACCAGUCAGGUUCCCAGGAGUCAGGUAACUCAUGUAGCUUAAAUGACAAAGAACAGUUGCCGCUUUGUGAUCAAAAUGAAGAUGAAGGAGAAGAAGAGCCCCCUGAAAACAGGUGUGCCAAAGUCAAGAGAAGCCAUGAACUGGAUGUGGAUGAGAAUCCAGUGGAAGAUCCCGAGGAAACCUGUUCUAUUUUGGGCUUCAAGUGUGGUGCAGGACAAAAGUAUGGUGGAAUUCCAGAUUUCACUCACCGAAGUGUUCAGUACCUGGAGAAAAAAGCAAAACUCAAGUCCAAAUUUUUGGACAUGCGUAAACCAAGGAAGAGCAAAAACACACACAUCUUCUUUACAGAAGAGCCAGACAUCUUGCAAAAAAAUAAAACUCUAAAGAAGGUGGAAGCGUUCCUGAAGCAGGUUAAUGAGCCUGUAGAGGAAACCAUGUACCAGAAAGUCUCUCCUCUGGGUAAAGUAGAGGAGUCAUCAACAAGCAGUGACUCGGAGGAUCAGGAAAGUAUCACCACUGCACGGAGUGUGAGAUUCAGUAUGGAAACUCCUGAGCUGCUGCCUUCCAGCGUGGUUGGUGGUAAACCUGGGAUGAGUAAGCUGGAAGAGGUGAUGGAUGCAACAGCAAACAGUGCUGGAUGCCAGGGAAGGGAAAAGCCCGAGUGUGGCUCUGGAAGGGUGCUGGUCCCUCUGGACAUACCAGAUUAUCUCCAGGCAGAAAUGGAGGAUGUGAGCCCAGUUGUAGAUGAAAAAAAUACUGCAAAGAAGAAAGAGAGAAAAAGGAGGAGAAAGCACAAGAUUGCACUGGGAGAAAUACCUCCUGAGAUUGCUGCGGAUCCUGAGCUGAUCAAGUACUGGGCUCAACGCUACAGGCUGUUCUCCCGCUUUGAUGAGGGGAUUAAACUAGAUAGAGAGGGCUGGUUUUCUGUUACUCCUGAGAAAAUAGCAGAGCAUAUUGCAGUCCGUGUGGCUCAAUCAUUCAACUGUAAUACAAUAGUGGAUGCCUUCUGUGGGGUUGGAGGAAAUGCUAUUCAGUUUGCUUUGACCUCAAAAAGGGUGAUCGCUGUUGAUAUAGAUCCUGAGAAACUCAGCCUUGCACGCAGCAAUGCCGAGGUGUACGGCGUGGCCAACCAGAUUGAAUUUGUGUGUGGUGACUUCAUGGUGCUGGCUGCUGACCUGAAAGCAGAUGUUGUGUUCCUCAGCCCUCCUUGGGGUGGGCCUGACUAUGCCACUGCUGAAAUCUUCGACAUCCAAACUAUGAUUUGCCCAGAUGGAUUUGAAAUUUUCAGGCUCUCCAAGAAGAUCACAAACAACAUUGUGUAUUUUCUACCUCGGAACGCUGACGUUAACCAGAUCGCUUCCUUGGCAGGGCCAGGAGGGAAAGUUGAAAUAGAACAAAAUUUUCUCAAUAACAAACUGAAGACAAUAACAGCUUAUUUUGGGGAUCUGAUAAGGCCUGACCUCUCCUGAAUUUCACGUACAUUCUUCCAGACACAACCUCCUUGGGUACUUUACUUCAUAAACCUUUGUACAACUGGCUUGUCCAAAAUGACGUAAAGCUGUUUUCUGCUUUAAUUUCUGUUCCGAAAAAUGUUAUGUUCAUUGCCAAUAAAUGUUUUAUAAGAAUUCUGGCAAAUUUCUAAAACUAGAGCAGCUGUGAACGUAGAAGAAACUUUCUAACACAGUCUUGCAAGAUCAGCCAGUUGAAAGGGACCUGGGGACUUCAUUGCAACUCUGAUGUGUGCUGCUGCGGUACUUACUCCAUUGUGGAUGUUCAGGGUGUUGAAUAGUUUGAAAGACACCAAGUGUCAAGAACUGUCUGUGCUGACAAAACAUGAGCACCUGAACAUAACAUGGACCUAUGUGGUAUGAUACACGCUGCCAGGUGCCGCUGACAUCUGGCUUCUCAGGCUCCCUGCUUGCCUGGAAACCUUCUCAGGUUUCUUCAUGGUAUAAUGGCCUACACAUUUGCUAUAGUGAGUUCUGCAGCUUGCUGCAACUUACAGAGAGAAUAGGGUGUGUUUGUGGCUGGCAACAGGGCUGUACCCUCUCCUUUGCUAUUUAUUCUUUUUCCCCCUCUUACAGAUACUGAGGAGAAACCUGACUGGAGGUUGGUCCCAGUAGCUUUACUGGAAGAGUUACGCGCAGGUUUCAUCCUCUUUUGGACACCUGCUCCUCAUGCAAGCAGCAUGGAGCAGCAGAGGGAGCACUAAUCCCCAGUGGGAAUAAUCCACUCCCAGUCUGGGUUUUGAGGGAGAACAGUUGCCUUCAGACAUUUCUUCAAGCAGAAAAGGACUCAGACAAGAAGAGAAGUGUCUGUAGGGUACAGACAUGAACUUCUCGCUGAAACACGCUUACAGAAAGUAUAUGAGAUUAAUCUUGAUAGUGCUUAUGAGGUAAGAGUGUAGGAGUACCAUUUUGAAGAUGAAAAGAUUCUCCUCUACUUGGAGUGCAGCAAAUCAUGAUGUUGAAGGCAGCAAAGGCUAAGCGCUGAACCAUGGAUCUGUGCUGAUGAGCAAAGCUUUGUAGAAUGACAGCAUGGAACAACGAAAUGAGAGGAAUUUUCUUUAAAGAUAAUAAAGAUAUAUUUAAAUCUUUAAAUCAGUUAAGAGACUAGGGUUCAUGUAUGCGGGUUGUUAAAAAUAUAUGUGCAACUUGACUCAUUGCAAGUGUCAAAAUGCAGUAGAGAAGCACCUAGGAAAUAAUUUUCCAAAAUGUAUUGUCCUUCCAGUACCAGACAACUUCUGAAGUGUUAAAUGAGCAUUUCCUACCUUCACAUGAGGUGUAAUGUUUUGACUAUUUAACUUGCAUCACUGCAUUAUUUCCACUGUGCUGAAGAACUGCUGUGAUGGUGCAGGCCCCCAUGCCAGUAUUUAAAAGGAGGUAGAAAGAGGGGAAACUACCUGCUCUGCAGUGUUUCCUAAAGAAUGGCAAGGGGGAUUGUGUACUGUACACCUACUUCUUCCUCAGAAAUGUGUUGGAUUUGCAGACAAUCCUUUUGCUAUGAGGAGGAAGAGGAGAGGGGCAAGUGCUGAUAUUACAGGUCCAAGCCUACUGCAGCAGUAGCAUGUAAAUGUAGUGAUGUUAUUAAAAUUCCACUCUGAGCUAAUUUAAAAAAAAAAAAUUACAAGGCCAAAUGAAAAAUAAAUGUAUACUCAGUAUGUUAUAGUUUUCUGUACACUGAAAUUUGACCACAUUGGGCCUGCAGCUGCUUAAGUUGUCAUCUUAUUUUUUGGUCCUUCUUCUUUCCCAUAGUUAAGAAUAACUUUAGAAGCAUUUUGAGAUCUCACUAACACCACUCGUUUCACCUUGUUUUACCGCUUGUUUUAUAAGACAAGUGGUCUGAUUUUGUUCAGCGUCCAGUUUUCAGGAAGUAGAAGCUGAAAUAUGACAUACAAAGUACAACACUUACUGUUCCAAUGAUUGCUUCCAAUUUAGUGAACUUAAUGAUAAAAAUGGAAGUCUAGUUAAGGGCUUUUCCUGAGCCUGGCAAGCAUGUUAAGAGUCAAAAAUGGAAGAAUAACCUUGUUCAUGCCUGUUCUUCUGUGUUAACCAAGAAGUGCAAAAGAGCUGUGUUAGCUGAUUGGUUAAUUUGUUUUGCAUAUCACUUGAAGUCAGAAUGGACUCUGCUGGGAUGGUUGCUGCCGGUUUUGUGCUCAGUGCAGUUUCCCGUGGUGGAGAGUCACUCAAUUAAACCUAAUGGACUGACCCUAAUAAAACCUUAAGCCUUACAUACCUCUAAGAGCAUUCACUUCAUGGAUGUCAGUAGUUUCAACCAACAAACUCUUCAUAGAGGACAGCAUCAGUCGUUAUAUGAGUUUCUGUAAGGUGUUGUUCUGCUUUGUAUUUUGGAAAAAAAAAUGUAACGUGAUGAAACAGAAUUAAAUUUCCGGUGUUUUAA